Messenger RNA from Eurytemora carolleeae, 1191 nucleotides. Its product is annotated as malectin. Lineage: Eukaryota; Metazoa; Arthropoda; Copepoda; Calanoida; Temoridae. Gene Ontology annotation, molecular function: carbohydrate binding. The transcript is spliced from 10 exons. The record is from RefSeq and is a predicted model, not a curated record. Gene Ontology annotation, cellular component: membrane. The coding region runs from base 11 to 790 and encodes 259 amino acids.
CCAGAUUAAAAUGGUGAGCACUGUACCUCUCCUUGGAGUUCUUCUACUCCUUGGUCAAACUGUUGGAUUAGGAGAUAUUAUCUAUGCUGUUAACUGUGGUGGUGAAGCUCAUACUGAUAUCUUUGGAGUCCAUUAUGAGAAAGAUACUAACAAGGUUGGGGUUCCCUCAGAUUACGGGAAACAGUUAAUGAUUGGUCGAAUACCCCAACAGGACCAGAUCCUUUACCAGACAGAGAGAUACAAUCCACAAACAUUUGGCUAUGAUAUGCCAGUUUCAGAUGAUGGAAACUAUCUUCUGGUUCUGAAGAUGAGUGAGGUCUACUUCAACGCGCCAAAUAUGAAAGUAUUUGACGUGGUGUUAAAUGGAGAUUUAACUGUUGUCUCAGAUCUUGACAUAUUUGAAAGGGUUGGACGAGGGGUAGCCCAUGACGAGUACAUAGAGUUUGAAAUUGAAGACAACAAGAUACUUUAUCAGGGAGAGGAAUCAGAAAUACGAGCUGGAAUGAUCAGGGUUGAGUUUAUCAAGAGCUAUAGAGACAACCCUAAAAUAAAUGCAAUUGCUCUAAUGAAGGGAAAAUUAGAAGAUUGGCCCCAAUUGGCCCCCCUUCCCCUAGAACCUGAGGAGGAGGAAAUUAAUGAAGAUCUUAAGGAAUCCACUAGUAAGCGAAGAAACCCCAGUGGUCCCCGUGUAAACGACCCUUAUGCAGAGGAAGAUUCAAGCUUUCUUCUACCAGUCUUUGUAGCUAUAGGAGCAUUUAUACCAAUCCUUGUCUGCUUAUGCAAAAUUUGAGCUUGUCUUUUUAGUUUAAUAUGUAUCAGUUAGUUUUAAUUAAUGUGAACUUAAAUAUUAAAUGAUAUAUAAGUUACAAUAUUUAACCUUUUUCAUUGAUUUGAGGUAAAAUAGCAAAACAAACAUUGUUCCCAUAACUUUUUUUUUGGAAAGUUAUCGUAAUAAUUAGAAAAUAAUACCUUAAUUUCAAUCUAAAACCCAUCAUACAAUAGUGUAACAUUUAUGCCAUUUACUUUUCAAUUGAUUUCUGCUUAUUUAUGACGUAUAAAUAUCUCAUAAUUGAAUGAUAGAAACUAUCAUAAGCUAAAACAGAAAUUCAACAAUAUUAAACAAAAACUGUUCACUCUGGUAUGGGACCAAUUUCUAUCUAAGAUCAUCGAAAUAUAAAGGGCAUUUUUUCA